Messenger RNA from Pecten maximus, 4256 nucleotides. RefSeq names its product probable E3 ubiquitin-protein ligase makorin-1. Gene Ontology annotation, biological process: protein polyubiquitination. Lineage: Eukaryota; Metazoa; Mollusca; Bivalvia; Pectinida; Pectinidae. The record is from RefSeq and is a predicted model, not a curated record. Gene Ontology annotation, molecular function: metal ion binding; ubiquitin protein ligase activity. The transcript has 5 exons. The coding region runs from base 268 to 1395 and encodes 375 amino acids.
CUAGUUUUCACAGGUCCCGGGUUCGAUUCCCGGUCUGGCCGCUACAUUUUCUCCUCUCCUGUUACACAGAGAUAUGAUUUCUGUAUGUUCAAAAAAAUGAAUUUCAAUAUCAUUGAAGAUUCUACAGUAAUAGACAAAGUGAGCUGGGCUUUGGUGUGUCUUGUUAUCUAUAGAAGGCCUUGCAGGCCAUUUCAUGACAAUAGCAACUUAUAAUAUGAGAUUUGUGUGUAAGAAUGUGAACACAGGAUGAGGUAGCAUGUAGAUCAAAUGAUUUCUGUCUGUUACAGAUAUGACCAUGUAAAACCUAAGUCUAAUAUCUCAAAUUAUACUGUGCAUGAAAAUAUACGGAAGCCUUCAUCAAACAGACCGCCACCUCUAAAUUAUGCAGAUAAAAAACCUUUUGGAAACAUGGUAUCUCUGAAAAAAUCAAAAGGAGAUGUUGAAGUAAUGCCAACAGUAUCUCCAAGACCUCCUGAUGAAUGGGUGAAAGCCACAGAGUUUAUACCUGGGCAACCAUAUCAAUGUUCUUCAGUCCCUUUCUCCUACUCAAACGCUGUAGAAACCAACAGUGAAAACCCAAAAGCACUCAUCAUACAGGAAGGGAUGGAUCCAUAUGCAGAUCUGUCCAAAUUAGUCUGUCCAUUCUUCGCCCAGGGCCACUGUCCCUAUGAUGAAGAAUGUGCCUACAUCCAUGGAGAUAUUUGUGAAAUUUGUGGCAUGCCAACCCUACAUCCCUCCGACCUGGAUCAGCGGGAAAAACACAAUAGUGAAUGUCUGAAACAGUUAGAAAAUGACAUGGAAUUAUCUUUCGCAAUUGCCCAAAGUAAGGACAAGGUGUGCGGUAUCUGUAUGGACAACAUCUUGGAAAAGGAACCACCGACUGAACAGCGAUUUGGAAUCAUGUCCAACUGUAACCAUACCUUCUGUCUCAGUUGCAUAAGGAAGUGGAGGGGAGCUCGGCAGUUUGAAAAUAAAAUUGUCAGGGCCUGUCCAGAAUGUCGUGUAACAUCCGACUUUGUCACUCCAAGUAAAUACUGGGUGGAAAGUGACGAGGAAAAGAAAAAACUAAUACAAGGCUACAAGAAAGCUUUAAGUGCUAAACACUGUAUGUAUUUCAAGAAAGGAGAUGGAGAAUGUCCAUUCAACGAUAAGUGCUUCUACCUUCAUGCAAAUGCCGAUGGUACUAUUGCAACGCCGAAACCAAGACAACGACGCCGAAGGCAAAACGCCGAAGGAGAUAUAGACUUAUUUUCGCAAAUAAGUUUAUGGGAUUUCUUUGAAGAAAGGGAAAACAGAGUACUUUUACUAGAACUGGAAGCAGAAUUAGAUAAUUUACUGUUAAAUCUUAGGUUAGGUGACAUGGAUAGUGAUAGUGAUUUUGAUGAAUUUUGGUGAUUCUGGAAGUAUUUUUGUGAUCCAUUCUGGUUUCCCCUUGGACUGAUAACUAUCAUGUGCAUACUUUUUUUCUACUCUCACAGAGUUUGGUAUUUAUCUGACAGACUCGUUUGUUCCCAUCCUAAUUGACUAAAUACCAAAAAAAGGAUGUUACUUGUGAUAUAUUGAUGUAUACGAGAGUUAUCCCCCUUGGCCAUAUUCUACUUUACACAAGCUUGUUUGGCUUUCUGUUGUCUCAUCAGGGAAUUAUAAUAACCAAGUCUUGUUGAUCUUCAUUAUUGAUCUUUAAGGAUUUUUUGUUUGUGGAAGUCUUUUGGAAAGAACUUGCAUAUCUCAGUAAGAUAUCAUACAACCUUGAUACCAAACAUGUCAAAGCGAGAGAGCAUUUAAGUCAAUACAAGAUAAGGUAGCAUACAACCUUAAUACCAAACAUGCAAAAAAAUAUAGCAUACAAACUUGAUAUGUAGCCUUAACACAAAAUAAUGUAGUAUACAGACCUAAUACUAAUAUGUGUAUAAAAUGUAGCAUACAUCCUUAAGGCAAGAUUGUCAGGUCACCAGUUCUGCAGGUCAGAAAUGGAAAUUGGAGUAUCAAAUAAUGCUUAAAUUCAUAGCCAUAAGAAAGGGAUAAAACAUAUGGUAUGAAUAAUCUGACAUGAUGGUUGGCCAUUUAAAGCACAUUGAAAUAUUUUUUAAUGCCAAUUCAAACACCACAAAUGCUUAAUUAAAUGAACUAAUGUAAAGCUUACGACAUGAAAUAGCACUUGCAGCAUAAUUUUUAUGAUGAAACCAAAAAAUUGUCUUAUAUUGUUGCAUACUAUCAGAGACAUAUGUGAUAUAUACGUCUCUGAGACUAUGACUGGAAUUGUUGGUGCUGUUAUCUGCAUUUUCAUUGGUCAUUACAGUAGCAUCUUCAUUAUCCAAGGGCUAUAAUUCACCUACUCCUUUUCCUGAAAAAAUGUAUGUUAAACAAGUCCUAGCUAGCAAAUUAAAGAUGAUACAAAUUCGAUGUGUACAUCCUGUUUUUAAAUUUUUAAACUUAAUAUGUCAGUCUUUAUGUUAUACAUUCUUUAACAACAGAAACACUGAACUGAGACAAAAAAAUAUGAAUAUGCAUCAUAAGACAUGAAGAAUAAGAAAUUUCAUUUUUCAUUUUUUUUAUCUUAGUGGAAACAUCAAACAGAGAAACCCUUAUAAUCUUGUUAUUAAGUAGAAGUCCUUAAUAUGUAUAUGCUAGUAUUUAUUUUGAAAUAAUUAAAAUUAAUUUUUCUGCGUCACACUGCCACUGUUUGUAAAUGCUGAAAAAUGUUAAAGUUGUCAAUGAUGAAAUAUCGCUUUGACAGAGGCAAUCAUAAAAUAAAUAUUGUUACAUUAAAAAUUAUUUUCAUUUUUUUACCAUUUUCAUUAUGAUAACAUCAAUAUGAAGAUUUUUUUUUCUAUUUGUGUAAUCUCUGACUGUGUAGAUUUAUGCAGAUUUUUGUCCAUAAAGAUCAAUCUUUAUAACAUAGCCACUUAAUUACAGUUUAUGAGUAUGAUUGUUAAAUUUUCAUAUGAUUAUUUGUAAGUAUUGUGUAUAGACCUUAUAAAUGUCAAAAUGAAAUGACAAAUGUGCUAUAUAUCCCAUGAUUCUUGAAGUUUUAAAACUGUUGUUUAAAGCUUACUAUAUUGACCAGGGAAUUUCACCAAAGGACUGUUGGUGAAAUUUUUCAAUCAUUAUUCUAUGGGAAGUGGGAACCCUGGCAUUGCAAUGAAAUUAAUGAGUUUUGAUUGUUAUAGCUGUGAUAUUGUUUAUAAAUUUUUUUGUCCCAGACGUGAAAUGACAAGGGGCAUACACGUGAUGAAGAGUUUCUUGCAGUCUGAAUAUGGUUCGUCCGUCCACUUGCCCGUUACACCUUUCUCAAUAACUACAUGUAAAUGUUAGAUAUAAAUGCUGAAUUAUUUUCUCUUGUGUUAUUUUCCAAUUUAAUAUUGACGUAUAAUGUUAUUAAUAAUAUGAAAAAAAAGAUAUUUCAAAUUUCCGACACAUUUUGAAAUUUCUUAAUUCCAUUUUUCCAUCAAAGUGGGAGCUCGGCAAAUACGCGUCACAAACAUUCUCUAGUUUUCUAAAUCCCAUAAUAUUAUGUCAAUAUUUAACUGUUCAGCAAAUAACGGUAAACAAAUACCUGCGUAUGUUAAUAAUUGAGCUUGAUCAUGUUGUACAUUCCAGUAUUUACUGAUGUUUAACUGGUAUUUGUAACAAGUAAUAGUGUAGAUUAUAUUAAUCCAUCAACAAUCAUAUAAGUGCUACUCUGUUUUUAAUCCAUCAACAAUUAUACAAGUGCUCAUUUGUUUUUGCCUGCAUCAUUAAUCUUCCUUAGAAGUAAUUAAAACCUAAAGAAGUGAUUCUAUGUCACAGACACAGGGCCUUGGCACAAAUUUCAAGCCCAAUCCAUAUAUAUGUGUCAUACAUAUAUGUUGGUUGUGGGUUGGGUACUUGUGUCAAGCCCCUGUGCAUGGUCAGGAAACUUUGGUUGCCUGACUUAAUAAGGAUGAUACAUAUACAUGUACUAUGUUUUCCUCAUGCAGGAAAAAAAUUGUGAUUUCAAACUUUUUCAGUUUUUCUAUAUGCUGAUACACCUACGGACUUCUGUAAUACAUAGUGAAAGAAUGGUUUGUGAGCAAGAAUGUUUAAAGUUUCAUGAUUUGUACCUGGACCUAGGUGUAUGAUUUGUACCUGAACCUUGGUGCCGAAAAUGCACAUGUGUAAUUAAUAUUCAAAAAUUCAAAACAAACCCUGCAAAUUUGUUAAAAGUUUGGAAUCCCAGGACUGAAAAAAAGACAGUUGAUUCUGUAAUGUGAAAUAAAUCUUGUUAUGCAAAGUGA